AUGCGACCGACGUCCUCGUUCUACAGAAUGGAUUCCAUCAUGGAUUAUACCUCCCCUUCCAACUCCUCCGACUCCCUUUCCCCCCUUUCCGCACCCGAUCACAUCUCGCCCCGAGCUCGACGCGGGUCCAACUCGAUCGACGCCACCGCUCCCGAGGGCAAGCGUCUUCGUUCGGUCGGUCCGACUGACUCGGGCUACUUCUCCGAUGCGUCGUCGGCGUCUCAACAAUCCUCCACUACCCUCGAUCGAUGGGUCUUGACCGCUGCCUCGGGUCUCUCUAGCUUUUCGAGGGGCUCUGCCUCGGAAUGCUCGGAUGACUCUGCCAUCGAUCUGCCCGAGGAAGAGGGUGCUCCGGCGCCACGCCCGCGAUUGCAGGCCGCUGCUUCGAUGCCUACACCACCGACGCGUCGCUCGUCUUCUCCCCCUCGUCCGGGCUCCUUUGACCCCGACAACGAACCUCCUUCUCCUCGACCUGCGACCUUGUCAUCGCGCUUCGAUGCUCGUCCAGGAGCGGCCCGAGCUUUCACCGCUCCAAGUGGCGACGGCCUCGCCGAAUCGGUGUCGAAAGCCCUUUCCUCGCUGCAAGUCAUCCCUGCUCAAGCCGAGGCUCACGACUCCCAGAUCGACGCUGCGUUCUUGCACGAUGCGGCUCAACGUGCCCAGCCUUCCGAUGAAGCUGCUUCCUCGGCAUCUGCACCUUCUGCUUCGCUUAACAAGGAUCGAUUCGUCGCGGGACUAGUUGGUGAGCUGCCUCGCCAUCUGCACACAACCAGAUAACAGAGGUCUACAUGAUUGCUGACAGAGGCGUCUGGUGUGGGGAUAUUCCAGGUGCAUCUGUGCUUGCCAUCGAGUCAAUCUGGGGCGCAAGCCAUUCGACGACCGAGGCCACCGUCACCGAUGGCAACGUGCUGCCCCUGCACUGGUUCGUCAAGGAGGUUCUGCGUCGUUCGCGCACUUCUUGCUCGACUCUGCAACUCGCUUUGUACUACUUGCACAAGUCGCGUCGCACGAUUCGUGAGACCGUGGCCCGCGCCGAGGACUCGCGCCCAGAGUACGUCCGCCUCGAAGUCCGUCUUCGUCGUGGUGCGGAUGCGGUCGCCGAUGCGGCGUACCCGUCUCCACCUCUGUUGCCCACGGAUCGUCACGUUGUUCCUGACGAGACCCGCUUCGCCCAACUGGCCGAGUCGCAACAAAGCCCUGUGCUCUGCGGAAGACGCAUGUUCCUCGCGGCUCUCAUCGCGGCUAGCAAGUAUCUUCAAGAUCGCAACUACUCGAACCGAGCGUGGGCUCGCAUCUCUGGCCUUCCCGUGCUCGAGGUCAACGCCAACGAACGUGCCUUCCUCGUCAUGAUCGGGUUCUCGCUGCACCUCGAUGCCACCGACUUUUGUCGUUGGACGCAGCGCCUGUCUGCGCUUACGAGUCAAGGCGCCGCGCUUGAAUCGGCGGCGGCUUCGUCCGCAAGCCUCGUUCGAUUGCGACCUACGCUCUCCGUUGCGGAGAUUCCGAUUGCUGAACCCGCGCGCCAGCCAUGCCCAGUCGUCGGUGACUCUAGCAAGCAAGCUCUUGACCGCCUUCGCUCGGCUCGGCUCUCUACGGGCCCGAUGGCGCUUCGCCAGCAACUCAGCCCAGAGGACUCUGAUGACGGCGGCUCGUAUGCCACGUCGUCUGGCGACGACGAGGCACCCUCUCACUGCUCGGCUUCAUCACAUUCGGUCAAGUCGUCUUUUGCUGGUCGCAAGGUUCGCGCGAUGCCUACUCGCCGCGCCGCAAUUCCUCUGACUCGAUCGAACGUGCGUCGUACGGCGUCGGCGCGCAACCCUGCCGCCGUGACCCUCGCCGUCGACUCUACCUCUGAAGUCGAAGCCGUUACUCAGGGUGCUGCGGUUCUGUCAUGGUGCCAAUCGAACUGUGCCUCUACGACAGGUUCGGCGGUGGCAGUGGCAUGA
Molecule: messenger RNA, 1946 nt
Organism: Microbotryum saponariae
Lineage: Eukaryota; Fungi; Basidiomycota; Microbotryomycetes; Microbotryales; Microbotryaceae
Source: the annotation of a GenBank genome assembly